AUAACCUCUCCUGCUCUCCCUAUCUUUUCAGACAACUGUGAUGACCCAUUGGCCUCCUUCCUCUCACCAAUGGCUUUCUCCAGCUCCUCAGAUCUCACUGGAAGUUCCAGCCAGGCUCAGUUGAACUGGAGAAUGGGAACUGGUGGUUGGUCCCCAGCAGACUCCAAUGCCCAACAGUGGCUGCAGAUGGACCUGGGCAGCAGAGUGGAGAUUACGGCAGUGGCCACGCAGGGAAGACACGGGAGCUCUGACUGGGUGACAAGCUACCGCCUGAUGUUCAGCGACACCGGGCACAACUGGCAGCAGUACAAGCAAGAGGACAGCAUCUGGACAUUUGCAGGAAACAUGAAUGCUGAUGGUGUGGUGCACCACAAGCUGCUCCACUCCGUGAGAACCCGAUUUGUUCGCUUUGUGCCAUUGGAGUGGAAUCCGAGUGGGAAGAUUGGCAUGAGAGUGGAGGUCUAUGGAUGCGCCUACAAAUCGGAUGUUGCUGACUUUGAUGGCAGGAGCUCGCUUUUGUACAGGUUCAAUCAGAAGAUGAUGAGCACCCUCAAAGACGUGAUUUCCCUGAAGUUCAAGAGCAUGCAAGGAGAUGGGGUUCUGUUCCAUGGAGAAGGACAACGUGGAGACCAUAUUACCCUGGAGCUCCAGAAGGGCAGGCUAGCCCUGUACCUGAACCUGGAUGACAGCAAAGCCCGACUCAGCAGCAUCGCGCCCUCUGCCGUGCUGGGUAGCCUGCUGGAUGACCAGCACUGGCACUCGGUUCUCUUGGAGCGCGUGGGCAAGCAGGCGAACUUCACUGUGGACACAAACACGCAACACUUCCGGACCAAGGGUGAGACCGAUGUCCUGGAUAUCGACUACGAGCUCAGUUUUGGAGGAAUUCCAGUGCCAAGCAAACCUGGGACCUUUCUAAAGAAAAACUUCCAUGGCUGUAUUGAAAACCUCUACUACAAUGGAGUGAACAUAAUCGACUUGGCCAAAAGACGCAAACACCAAAUCUACUCUGUGGGCAAUGUUACUUUCUCCUGCUCAGAACCACAGAUAGUCCCCAUCACAUUUGUCAACCCCAGAAGCAGUUAUUUGCUGCUGCCCGGCACCCCCCAGAUUGAUGGACUGUCAGUGAGUUUCCAGUUUCGAACAUGGAACAGGGAUGGUCUGCUUCUGUCCACAGAGCUCUCUGAAGGCUCAGGGACCCUGAUGCUCAUGUUGGAGGGUGGGACGCUGAGGCUCCUGAUUAAGAAAGAGGCAGGACAUGGAACUGAAAUCCUUACAGGCAGUGACUUGAAUGACGGCCUGUGGCACUCUGUCAGCAUCAAUGCCAGGAGAAACCGUGUCACCCUCACACUGGAUAAUGAUGCUGCUUCUCCAGCUGCGGACACCUCCCAGCUGCAAAUUUACUCUGGAAAUAGUUACUACUUUGGAGGGUGCCCUGACAAUCUCACCGAUUCCCAAUGCUUAAAUCCCAUUAAGGCUUUCCAAGGCUGCAUGAGGCUCAUCUUUAUUGAUAACCAGCCCAAGGACCUCAUUUCAGUUCAGCAAGGUUCCCUGGGGAAUUUUAGUGAUUUACACAUUGAUCUGUGUAGCAUCAAAGACAGGUGUUUGCCAAACUACUGUGAACAUGGAGGACACUGUGCCCAAUCCUGGACUACCUUCGACUGCAACUGUAGUGAAACUGGUUACACAGGCGCCACCUGUCAUGACUCCAUCUAUGAGCAAUCCUGUGAGGUGUACAGACACCGAGGAAACAAAGCUGGCUUCUUCUAUGUUGACUCUGAUGGCAGCGGGCCGCUGGGACCUCUCCAGGUGUACUGCAAUAUCACUGAGGACAAGAUCUGGACGAUGGUUCAGCACAACAACACAGAGCUGACUCGGGUACAGGGCUCCAACCCUGAGAAGCCCUAUGCCAUGACCUUAAACUAUGGGGGCAGUAUGGAGCAGCUGGAGGCUCUGAUUGAUGGAUCAGAGUACUGUGAACAAGAGGUGGCAUAUCACUGCAGGAGAUCUCGCCUGCUUAACACACCAGACACAGAACUGGACACCAUGGUGAUUCCAAAUCCUCUUAACUUGACAAUCAAGAUUGAUCUUUGGGAAAGGAGCCAUCAAAAGCUAAGCAUCACCUACAGGACUGUUGAUGACAGCCAGUGCAUGAUGGUUGCUACAGACAAAAUUCAAGAGCAAAUGUAUUCUGGCUUUUUCAGGACAAAGGAUACUGGUUUUCUUUCCUUCAAAGAUCACUUGCCUGUAACUCAGAUCAUUAUCACUGAUACCAACAGAUCAAACUCAGAAGCUGCUUGGAGAAUUGGCCCUUUGCGUUGCUAUGGUGACCGACACUACUGGAAUGCCGUUGCCUUUUCUACUGAAGCUUCUUACCUCCACUUUCCUACCUUCCAUGCGGAAUUCAGCGCUGACAUUUCCUUCUUUUUUAAAACCACCGCUUUAUCUGGAGUUUUCCUAGAGAACCUUGGAAUGAAAGACUUCAUCCGACUUGAAAUGAGCUCUGCUUCUGAGGUCACAUUCGCCAUUGAUGUUGGGAACGGCCCUGUCGAGCUCCUUGUCCAGUCUCCUUCUCCUCUGAAUGACAACCAAUGGCAUUAUAUCCGGGCUGAGAGGAACCUCAAGGAGACCUCCCUGCAGGUGGAUAACCUUCCACAGAGUACAAGGGAGACCUCAGAGGAAGGCCAUUUCCGGCUUCAGCUGAAUAGUCAGUUGUUUGUAGGAGGAACAUCGUCAAGACAAAAAGGUUUUCUUGGAUGUAUCCGCUCUUUACACUUGAAUGGGCAGAAAGUGGAUCUGGAAGAGAGGGCAAAGGUCACAUCUGGAGUCAGACCUGGCUGCCCAGGUCACUGCAGCAGCUAUGGAAGCAACUGCCACAACGGGGGCAAGUGUGUGGAAAAGCACAGUGGCUACUCCUGUGACUGCACCAACUCACCAUAUGAAGGGCCUUUCUGCCAGAAAGAGAUUUCAGCUCUUUUUGAUUCUGGCAGCUCGGUUACAUACAUGUUUCAAGAACCAUACCCGGUGACCAAGAACACAAGCCUCUCGUCUUCAGCUAUCUACACAGAUACAGCUCCAUCCAAGGAAACCAUCACACUGAGCUUUGUGACAGCACAGGCCCCUAGCCUCUUGCUCUUCCUCAAUUCCUCAUCUCAGGAUUCUCUGGCUCUCCUGCUUGGCAAGAAUGGAAGUUUACAAGUUCGCUAUCGGCUAAACCUGGAAGAAAGUCAUGUGUUCACCAUCAGCACAGAGAACUUGGCCAACAGAAGGGUGCAUCAGGUGAAGAUUAGCCGAGAGGGGCCAGAGCUUUCCAUUCAGGUGGAUCAACAACUCUUCAGCUAUAACUUCUCCCCAGACGUUGAGUUCAGGACAGCAAGGUCACUUACUCUAGGCAAAGUCACAGGUCUGUUUCUCUGUCUUGUACUUUUCAAUGGAUGUGUCAUAGCAGUGGUGACGUUCAUCACCUUUUGUGUCAUCGGCAUCAUGACCCGCUUCCUCUAUCAGCAUAAGCAGUCACACCGUACCAAUCAGAUGAAGGAGAAGGAAUACCCAGAGAACUUGGACAGUUCCUUUAGAAAUGACAUUGACUUGCAAAACACAACCAGCGAGUGCAAACGGGAGUACUUCAUCUGAGAUGCCAUAGGGUCACCUGGUUCCCUUUUUUUGUGGGUUCCCCCCCAUUUUCUCUUCUCUUUCCUAUUUUUUAAUUUAGGUAUUCUCUUUCUCUCUUUUGUCAUUAAUUUUCUGGAACACACCUGCAUCCACCGAGAGCAUUGAUCUCCUUCAUCUAGCUCAGGAGAUCAGGUAGCUAUGGUUACUGUGGUCCACUGAUACACACACCAUUGUGAAAGUGAGCACUGGAGACACAGAUUUCACUGUUGUAAACAAGGAAGAACACGUGUGUACACAUGCAUAUUCGAUGUUUGUGGUUGAGUUUUAAACUUCACUCUGCGGUUUCUUCUUUAGACUGGAGCUCUGUGGCAUUGGCCUUUAACAAUUGUCUCCAACACGCUGCCCCACACCAUAUGGUAGGUAGUAUGGCCUGAGAGGAGAAAAGUGGUAGGUGUGUGUGUGACAGAGACAGACAGAGUCAGGUCAUCCUUUAAGCAAAGAGUCUAUUAGGGAGCCCAAUAGAGCAGG
Molecule: messenger RNA, 4137 nt
Organism: Peromyscus maniculatus bairdii (prairie deer mouse)
Lineage: Eukaryota; Metazoa; Chordata; Mammalia; Rodentia; Cricetidae
Source: RefSeq, a predicted model, not a curated record